Nipponia nippon (crested ibis) is the source of this 1299-nucleotide messenger RNA. The record is from RefSeq and is a predicted model, not a curated record. NCBI's taxonomy places the organism in Eukaryota, Metazoa, Chordata, Aves, Pelecaniformes, Threskiornithidae.
AUGGCUAAGAAUGAACAGUCAAGGAGAAAGGAAAGAAUCAUAUCAGUAAAAUGGUGGUUUACCAGUGAUAUAGUUUGCCUUCUUUUCCUGUGCCAGCUGUCAGAUGUAACCAGAACACCCCUUUCUCUACCUUCACUGUAGCCCCUGCAGCUCCACACCCUCCAGCAUUGGAGGUGCAGGACAAAGAGGCCUUGGAGUUCCCCUGAUCCUUUCCAGGAGCAGGAUGUUGUGGAGAUGUUCAAACGGAGACAAGGCAUUCCGUUUGGCGCUGCCACAUCCUAUGUACACAUCAUGUUCACACAGCUUCUCUAGAUGAAGCUGUGUGAAGGAUCCUGUGCACCUGUGUACAAGGGGAUCAGCAAGAGAGCAAGGACCACCGGUGCCAUUAUUGCCUUCCCAGUGCAUGCUGAAAACACCCAUUACGGGAAUCCAUACUUUCGUGUUUACCCAGCUUCUCUUCUCAAGCAUUUGAAACAUGCCAACAUUGCACUGCUUCAUGGCAUUACCCAGACCAAGGAGACACUAACAUUUGUCUUUGAAUACACGCACACAAAUCUAGCACAGUACAUGGGCCAGCAUCCUGGAGGACUUAAUUGAUGCAACGUUAUGCUCUUCGUGUUCCAGCUUUUGCGUGGCCUGGCUUACAUCCACCAACAACACAUUCUUCACCGUGAUCUGAAACCCCAGAACUUGCUCAUCAGUUGCCUUGGUGAGCUCAAAUUAGGCAACUUUAGCCUGUCCAUCCCCAGACAGACAUACUCCUCUGAAGUGGUGACACUCUGGUACCAUCCUCCUGAUGUGUUGCUUAGAGCUACAGAUUAUUCUUCUGAUCUAGAUAUCUGGAGUGCAGGCUGUAUAUUUGUUGAAAUGAUCCAGGGCCAGCCAAUAUUUGCAGGAACUUCUGGUACUCAUGAACAGCUGACGAAGAUCUGGGUGGUAUUGGGGGUCCCAACUGAGGACACCUGGCCAGGACUUUCCAAGCUCCCCAACUAUAAUCCAGAACUGGUUGCUUCCAGAAGGCCUCAGAGACUCCGAGUCAUCUGUGACAGGCUGAGUAGGGUACCAGCAGCGGAGAAUUUGGCCUCCAGGAUGCUUACAGCCUCCCCUUGAGGCUGGAUCUCUGUGCAAGAUGCGCUUCUUCAUGGCUUCUUCCACCGUCUGCCUCCUCAGCUCUAUGAGGUUCCUGCUGGACAAUCAGCGCUCACAGUUCCAGGAGUAAGACUGCAACCUGAAAUCUGUGACCUGUUUCCUUCUUACCGAAAAGGCCAUUUCUCAGGAGGUUCAAGAGGGUUUUGGUAG